Molecule: messenger RNA, 1710 nt
Organism: Myotis lucifugus (little brown bat)
Lineage: Eukaryota; Metazoa; Chordata; Mammalia; Chiroptera; Vespertilionidae
Gene: GAB3
Product: GRB2 associated binding protein 3
Exons: 10
Coding region: 1-1710 (569 amino acids)
Source: RefSeq, a predicted model, not a curated record
AUGGGCAACCUUUUUGCCUGGCGCAAGCGCUGGUUUGUCCUCCGGCGGGGCCGCAUGUGUGGCAACCCCGACGUGUUGGAGUACUACAGGAACAAACACUCGAGCAAGCCCAUUCGUGUGAUAGACCUCAGCGAGUGUGCGGUGUGGAAGCAUGCGGGCCCUGGCUUCGUGCGGAAGGAGUUCCAGAACAACUUCGUGUUCAUCGUGAAGACUACUUCGCGUACGUUCUAUCUGGUGGCCAAGACCGAGGAAGAAAUGCAGGUGUGGGUACACAGCAUCAGCCAAGUCUGCAACCUCGGCCACCUGGACGAUGGUGCAGAUUCCGUGGAGAGCCUCGCUCACACGCCCUCCUCCCUCCAGCCAUCCCCUGCCAGCUUCCUUCACACCGCCCAUGCUGUCAGCUCCCCCUUGCCAAGAGAUGACCCAAACUCUAAUACCAUAGCCACUGAGGAAACCAGAAGUGAGUCAGAGUUGCUCUUCCUUCCUGAUUAUCUGAUUCUGUCCAACUGUGAGAGUGGAAGACUGCACCACGCCAGUUUACCCACCAGAUGUGACAGCUGGUCAAACUCAGAGCGUUCCUUGGAACAGACUUCAUUCGAUGAUGUUUUUGUUGACGGCCUGCAGGCGCUGCCCUACGUUAACUUGGUCCACCCCUCAGCACAGAGGAAUGGGUCUCAAGAGGCACCUCCCACAAGGCCUCAGGCCGCCCUGACCUGGAGCAGAGAUAUCAAUGGGCCGGCCAGAGACCACUUUUCCUCACCAUUGCUGGAAACGUCCUUAAACCCCACCCUUCAGGUAGAUAAGAACCAACGCUCCUUACCCUUCGGGGUAAAAGAACUAGACAUUGUGUCCAACACGCCACCUCCCCGCCCCCCUAAGCCAAUUCAUCUCUCUGAACGGCGCCAAGAGGAGCAGCUACUGUGGAGUGGGCACAGCAGCAUCAGAAAGCCAGAAUUCACUGCAGCACCAAGAAGGAUCUCCCUUUCGGGCUUAGAUAACGUGAGAACCUGGAAAGCUGAUGUAGAAGGCCAAUCCUUAAGACACCGAGACAAGCGGCUUAGUUUAAAUUUGCCGAGCAGGUUCUCCCCAAUGUACCCCACAACAUCAGCCAGUGCUGAGGAUGGCUACGUGCCCAUGGGCCCCCACGUCGCCACUGCUUGCCUCCGAACCCAGUGCAGCCUUGAUGACUACAUCCCCAUGAGCUCAGGAAGCAUCGCGAGCCCACUGCCCAAGCUACCUGCAGACCUGGAACCUCCUCCAGUGAAUAGAGAUCUCAAGCCUCAGAGGAAACCACGGCCACCUCCGCUAGAUCUGAGAAACCUCUCUACCAUCCGGGAACAUGCCUGUCUAACCAGGACCCACACUGUGCCUUGCAAUCGGACCAGCUUUCUCUCUCCAGGAAGAAACGGUAUUAAUUCUGCAAGAUUUUUUGCCAAUUCUGUUUCCAGAGAAGAGGAAGAAAGCUACAUCCAGAUGGAGGAACACCGAACAGGCAACUCCCUGAGCGGUGGUUCUGUGAUGUGGACAAAGAAAUUCAGCCUGGAUUACUUAGCCCUGGACUUCAAUUCAGCGUCACCAGCUCCUGUACAGCAGAAACUUCUCCUUUCAGAAGAGCAAAGAGUAGACUAUGUCCAGGUGGAUGAGCAGAAGACGCAAGCUCUCCAGAACACAAAGCAGGAGUGGACCGACGAGAGGCAGUCCAAAGUGUAA